AUGAACAAUAUCCGUUGCAUCCAGGUUAACCUCCAUCAUGCUAAGGGUGCUUCCAGUAUCCUUAGUCGGAGGUUCACUAAAGAGCAAUUUGGGAUUGCUCUCGUUCAAGAACCGUGGGUGAACCACAACAAAAUCCUUGGACUGUCCUGUCAAAGCAGUAGAUUGAUCUACAGCAAUACGCAGGCAACACCAAGAACGGCGAUUCUGCUGAGCGGAAACAUCAAGUGUACUCCAAUCACGGAAUUCGUCCAACGAGACAUCGUUGCAGCAAUGGUGACCGUCCCGACCACCAAGGGAAAGCAGGAGAUGGUUGUUGCAUCUGCUUACUUUCCUGGUGACCAGGACGAUGUUCCACCGCCAGAAGUGGCCGCACUUGUGCGAUACUGUAGGGCUGUCAAUAAACCGUUCGUCAUCGGUUGUGACGCGAACGCCCACCAUACGAUAUGGGGAAGCACGGAUGUUAACGAUAGAGCAGCCGACACCAUAAUGGCUGAGUUGAUCAACUUACUUCGAGCCAGCUUCACCCUGGGCUACAUCCCUCGAAGCUGGCGUAAAGUUAAGGUGAUCUUCAUACCUAAGGCCGGCAGAAGUGACCCCACGAUGCCAAAAGCCUUCAGACCCAUAAGUCUGACAGUGACGCUGCUCAAGCUUAUGGAGAAAAUCACGGAUAAUCACAUCCGGGCGGAGUUCUUGAAGGACUUCCCUUUGCAUAAACACCAAUAUGCAUACCAAGCGGGCAAAUCGACCGAAACUGCCCUACACGCGGCGCGAUGGAACAACUGCGAGCUGGAUUCAUGCUAUGCUUACGAGCAGAGAGAUUUCAGCAUCGCUAGGAGACACAUCUAUCACAAUAACAGCAGCCAAAGGCUGUCCGCAAGGGAGUACUCUCUCCUUUGCUUUGGCUGCUGGUGGUAG
Molecule: messenger RNA, 915 nt
Organism: Culex quinquefasciatus (southern house mosquito)
Lineage: Eukaryota; Metazoa; Arthropoda; Insecta; Diptera; Culicidae
Exons: 3
Coding region: 1-915 (304 amino acids)
Source: RefSeq, a predicted model, not a curated record